Messenger RNA from Chelonus insularis, 914 nucleotides. It is a transcript of the gene Prosalpha2, whose product is annotated as proteasome alpha2 subunit. Bases 113 to 817 code for a protein of 234 amino acids. Gene Ontology annotation, cellular component: proteasome core complex; proteasome core complex, alpha-subunit complex. The record is from RefSeq and is a predicted model, not a curated record. Lineage: Eukaryota; Metazoa; Arthropoda; Insecta; Hymenoptera; Braconidae. Gene Ontology annotation, biological process: ubiquitin-dependent protein catabolic process; proteasomal protein catabolic process. The transcript is spliced from 3 exons.
CGGCCACUGCAGCCAACUUAUCAACCUCAUUCUUUCCCUCGAUUGGUAUUUUGUGUUCUACAGCCGCUCUUUUGGAGCUAACUUCAGCUUUUGUUGAUGAAAAGCAAUUGUCAUGGCCUCUGAAAGAUACAGUUUUUCUUUAACAACUUUUAGUCCAUCGGGGAAACUGGUUCAGAUUGAAUAUGCAUUAGCUGCAGUUGCUGCCGGUGCUCCAAGCGUUGGAAUAAAAGCAUGUAAUGGAGUUGUUUUAGCAACAGAAAACAAACACAAAUCUAUUCUUUACGAUGAACAUAGUGUUAAUAAAGUAGAAAUGAUUACAAAGCACAUUGGUAUGGUGUACAGUGGAAUGGGACCAGAUUACCGAGUUCUAGUUAAGCAAGCACGAAAAAUGGCGCAGCAAUAUCUAUUAGUCUAUAAUGAACGUAUUCCUACUGCUCAGUUAGUUCAAAGAGUAGCAAUGCUCAUGCAAGAGUAUACUCAAUCAGGUGGUGUAAGACCUUUUGGAGUAUCUCUACUAAUUUGUGGAUGGGAUAAUGAUAAGCCUUCUCUUUUCCAAUGUGAUCCCUCAGGAGCUUAUUUUGCUUGGAGAGCAACUGCAAUGGGGAAAAAUUUCAUUAAUGGAAAAACAUUUUUAGAAAAAAGAUACAGUGAAGACUUAGAGUUAGAUGAUGCUGUUCAUACUGCUAUUUUGACUUUGAAAGAAGGUUUCGAAGGUCAGAUGACUGCUGAUAAUAUUGAAGUGGGCAUUUGUGAUGCCAACGGAUUCAGAAGACUUGAUCCAUCACAUGUUAAAGAUUAUUUGGCUAAUAUUCCAUAAAUAAGGUGUAUUUAAUAUUUUAUAUUCUGGUCUAGCCAGUUAUUUUCAUUUAUCAAGAAGUGUCGAGAGAUAUUAAUAAAUAAAUUUCUUCAUGACA